AUGCCGACUCAGGUUCAGAACCGGCCAACCGAAUCUCCGCACUAUGACAAGUUCGACCACGAAGCUCGCAAAAAUCUGCAGCACAAGGAGGCCUUGAGGGUCGCCCUGGGUAGCAUAUUAGCACCCCCCGGCCUAUCCAUUUCCGCUUCCAGCUACUCCGCCUAUCCCGCCCUCCACUUAUGGAGGCAGUCCGAUCGACUAUUUGCAUCCCAUGCAUGGGCUGUACCAGCCCCAUCCACACACCCCGUCGCGGUUAGGUCGUUCGGUAAGCUCAACCUCUCCUACCCACCCCAUCCACGGAACCCACAAUUGUAUCUCUUCAUCCAGCAGAGCUCACAUUCAAACUCACCGCGCGAAACCUCUGCGUCCAACUCCCCACAUCCGUCGCCGCUACCAAUCCCACCAGCUGCAACAGCAGAUAGCUCUUUACCUGAGCCGGAAGGGUUAUCCCCGCUGCCGCCUAGCGCCAUGUCAGUCGAGGGGGCCGAUGCAGUCCCGCGUGUUAGGGGCGUCCCGCCACCCCCGCAUGUGGUCCGUCCCACACCUAUGCCUGUGCAGAGCGGAAGGAGGCCUACGCCUCCCAGCCUGUUUGCGGGGGAUGGGGGCAGUGUGCCGCCGUCUGGAGCUGCCACCCCCAGGGCCAAGUUUCUCGAGACGUUGGGGUCGAAAAGCGCUUGGGAUGCGUUGAUUCAUGAGGUAUGUGGGACGCUUUUUAAAUGUUGUAUCGUGUACACCAUGGAGUUUAGCGACGAAAGCGCAUCCGAAUCCGGGCCACUCAAACAGCAAAAGUGA
Molecule: messenger RNA, 792 nt
Organism: Laccaria bicolor S238N-H82
Lineage: Eukaryota; Fungi; Basidiomycota; Agaricomycetes; Agaricales; Hydnangiaceae
Product: proline-rich protein
Exons: 5
Coding region: 1-792 (263 amino acids)
Source: RefSeq, a predicted model, not a curated record